Aspergillus candidus is the source of this 1083-nucleotide messenger RNA. RefSeq names its product homoisocitrate dehydrogenase lysB (gene lysB). Gene Ontology annotation, biological process: tricarboxylic acid cycle; isocitrate metabolic process. The coding region runs from base 1 to 1083 and encodes 360 amino acids. The transcript is spliced from 4 exons. The record is from RefSeq and is a predicted model, not a curated record. NCBI's taxonomy places the organism in Eukaryota, Fungi, Ascomycota, Eurotiomycetes, Eurotiales, Aspergillaceae. Gene Ontology annotation, molecular function: magnesium ion binding; NAD binding; isocitrate dehydrogenase (NAD+) activity. Gene Ontology annotation, cellular component: mitochondrion.
AUGGCUGCUGCUCGUACCCUCCGUAUUGGUCUCAUCCCCGGUGACGGCAUUGGCCGUGAGGUCAUCCCGGCCGGUCGUCGCGUCCUCGAGUCGCUGCCCGCCUCGCUGAACCUCAAGUUCAGCUUCGUCGACCUGGACGCCGGCUUCGACACCUUCAACCGCACCGGCACGGCCCUCCCCGACAAGACGGUCGACACGCUCAAGAAGGAGUGCGAUGGUGCUCUCUUCGGAGCUGUCAGCUCCCCCAGCACCAAAGUCGCCGGGUACUCCUCCCCCAUCGUCGCCCUGCGCAAGAAGCUCGACCUGUACGCCAACGUGCGCCCCGUGAAGACCACCACCGGCAGCAGCGGCACCACGCCCAUCGACCUGGUCAUCGUGCGCGAAAACACCGAAGACCUCUACGUCAAGGAGGAAAAGACCUACGAGACCCCCAACGGCAAAGUCGCCGAGGCCAUCAAGCGCAUCUCCGAGGGCGCCUCCUCCCGCAUCGCCACCAUCGCCGGCGAGAUCGCCCUCCGCCGCCAGAAGAUCCGCGAUGUCGGCCCCGCCCCCCCUCUCCGCCCCAACCCCAUGGUGACCAUCACGCACAAGUCCAACGUGCUGUCCCAGACGGACGGGCUCUUCCGCGAGGUCUCGCGACGGGCUCUGGCCGCCGAGCGCUUCAGCUCCGUCUCCGUCGAGGAGCAGAUCGUCGACUCCAUGGUGUACAAGCUGUUCCGCCAGCCCGAGUACUACGACGUGAUCGUCGCGCCCAACCUGUACGGCGACAUCCUGUCCGACGGCGCCGCCGCGCUGGUCGGCAGUCUGGGUCUGGUGCCGUCCGCUAACGUCGGCGAUGGCUUCGCCAUCGGCGAGCCCUGCCACGGCAGCGCCCCGGACAUCGAGGGCAAGGGCAUCGCUAACCCCAUUGCCACCCUGCGCAGUGUGGCUCUCAUGCUGGAGUUCCUGGGUGAGGAGACCGCCGCUGCGAAGAUCUACGCCGCUGUCGAUGGCAACCUUGACGAGGCCAAGUUCCUCUCGCCUGAUAUGGGCGGUAAGGCUACCACUCAGCAGGUGCUGGAUGAUGUGCUGAAGCGGUUGUAA